Larimichthys crocea (large yellow croaker) is the source of this 2890-nucleotide messenger RNA. RefSeq names its product E3 ubiquitin/ISG15 ligase TRIM25. Lineage: Eukaryota; Metazoa; Chordata; Actinopteri; Sciaenidae. The record is from RefSeq and is a predicted model, not a curated record. Gene Ontology annotation, molecular function: protein binding; zinc ion binding. The transcript is spliced from 2 exons. The coding region runs from base 179 to 1252 and encodes 357 amino acids.
CUGGUUCCAGCCCCUUUCUCAGAUCUGCCAGUUUAGGGAUGGGUGUAACCAACAUGCUGUGAAGUGCAAGAGGCACAAGCCACUUUACUGCAGAUCAGCGUGCACACAAGAAGUGACGCUUUUAUUUGCUGUGAGGGAAGUGAAACUCUUCAGACGCUCCCUGUUGUUAAGAGGUGAAAUGGCGCAGCAAGAAAACGAGGUGAGAUUCUGCUGUUCGAUCUGUCUGGAUCUACUGAAGGAUCCGGUGACUAUUCCCUGUGGACACAACUACUGCAUGAACUGUAUUAAGACCUCCUGGGAUGAAGAAGAUCAGAAAAACAUCCACAGCUGUCCUCAGUGGGAUGAAGAAGAUCAGAAAAACAUCCACAGCUGUCCUCAGUGUAGACGGACCUUCACACUGAGGCCUGUCCUGCAGAGAAACACCAUGUUAGCAGAGUUAGUGGACGAACUGAAGAAGACUGGACUCCAAGCUGCUCCUGCUGAUCACUGCUAUGCUGGACCUGAAGAUGUGGCCUGUGAUUUCUGCACUGGGAGGAAGUUGAAAGCCUUCAAGUCCUGUCUGGUUUGUCUGGCUUCGUACUGUGAGCAACAUCUCCAGCCUCACUAUGAAUCUCCGACUUUUAAAAAACACAAACUUGUUGAAGCCUCUGCUAAGCUUCAGGACACCAUCUGCUCUCGUCAUGACAAGGUGAUGGAGAUUUUCUGCCGCACUGAUCAGCAGUGUAUCUGUUAUCUCUGCUCUGUGGAUGAACAUAAAGGCCACGACACAGUCUCAGCUGCAGCAGAAAGGACUGAGAGGCAGAAGAAGCUCAGCAAAAGUCGGCAAACUCUCCAGCAGAGAAUCCAGGACAGAAAGAAAGAUGUGAAGGAGCUCCAACAGGAGGUGGAGGCUAUCAAUCGCUCUGCUGAUAAAGCAGUGGGGGACAGUACGAAGAUCUUCACUGAGCUGAUCCGUCUCAUGGAGAAAAGAAGGUCUGAUGUGAAGCAGCAGGUCAGAUCCCAGCAGAAAACUCAAGUGAGUCGAGUCAAAGAUCUUCAGGAGAAGCUGGAGCAGGAGAUCACUGAGCUGAAGAGGAAAGACGCUGAGCUGGUGGAGGUCUCACAAACAGAAGAUAACAUCCAGUUUCUUCACAACUACCAAAGUCUCAGUGCUGUUAUUCUUUAUAUCAGCACUCAUGGGACGACACUUGUCCAAUCAGAUUACUUGGUAAUAACUAACUGUUGUAUAAUAAUAGAGCUCAUGUUAAAAUAAAGGUUUAUUGUAUGAAUGUUAGUAUAAAACCCAAACAUUAAUUUAAAAAAAAAAAACAAUAAAACAACAAAAUAAAAGACAUAUUGAAAUAUCUUAAAGUUUUAUUUGUAUUAAAAAGUUGGAAUGUUUGGUUAUACAUAAAAAAUCUCUGUUCAGCGGUUCAUAAAUCUCUUUCCUUGUGCCUUUCUUCCUCACACACGCGAAAUAUCGUUACAGUCUUCACAUUGCUUCACAAAACAGUCUAAAAAGUUCAAGACGCCGCGUGGAGAAUUUUCUCUUUGACGUGAUGCCAACAAAUUAGUUGCGAUGACGCCGGACGACAGAUUAAAAAUACCGAAUGCUGCUAAAAUCAACCUGUUCGAUUGUCUGGUGAGAAUCAGCCAACGUCAAAUCGGCAUUUUCUGUGUUUAAGUGAUUUAUUAACGAAUACAAAGUGUAAAAAAUGUCCCCAGACUGACGUCUGUCAAAUCCUAUUGAUGCUACACUGACCUGUCAUCAGGUGAAUGGUGUCUUUGUCAUUCCUACGUCUGUUCUCACACUAUGUAUCCGGACUCAGCGGCCUCUAUGGACAUCAUGGCAGAGGAGGAGAGUGAAGAGGACGCUGACGGAGGAAGCUAAGAAGAGAAAAGGAGUGUGACGGAGCAAGAAGCCUCAAGUAGUGAGAAAAACAAAAACAUGACGAUGAUUCGUUGGCAGCGCAUUUGGAGAAAAUCCUCCACGUUUCGUCUUCAACACAAAACAAAAACUUGACUUUCAAUGUUAAGUCCAGAGACGUUUUUUUGAAAUGUAGUGGAAACGUUGAGAGAACACUUGAGAAAAGUUGGAAGUACAGCGUGAUGAGAAAGUACCAUAGUGUUGUAACAAACAAACCUCCUAUUGUUGGUGCAGAACCGCCUCACCGUGCUGUUGAAACUGCAGGAAAUCAAACCUGUGAACCAACGUGGGCCUAAAAACCACCUCCACCAACAAACCGUCAUCACUCUGCAUGUUUAUGUCCUAAAUAAACUUUGUAUGAUGAUAUGCUGAAGUACCAAACGUGAUUUUUGAUAUAAAAACAUCUUUCAGUUUUAAAAUGUUCAAGUUUGUAGUGUUCGACUGACGUCCGUGAUAGGUUAGUGUUUGUGUUAAGUUUAAAUCUGUUAGAAGAGACCACUGUGUUUUAUACCUCCAAAGCUUUCAGGCUUUUUCAGCUGGUUAGGAAAAUGUUCAGCAGUGAUCUGUCCUUGAUCUGUUCUUUUUAAUCGGUGCGCAACAAAAGAAAUAAAUAGCUACAGGUACCGACAGUGUCAUAAAACAACACAUCCUGACAGUCUUUGGCCCUCUGAUCUGAUCUGAGCGCUGCAAGUUAAAAACAUUUAGUAUUUAGGACGACGGCGACACAGAGCACAGCUGGUGUUUCCUGUCGGGAGCCAACAUCCUCCCUCCCUCCCUCCCUCCCGGCCCUGCAGUCGAUCAGCUUAAAGCUCCACAUUAUUCAGAUUUUAUUCAGCUUUAUAAACCUCCUCGGGCUCGGGAUGAGAAUAACGUUUGUUGUGGUGUUAAAGAGAAAUGUAAGUUUUAAAGUGAAUCAGUCAUCGCCUCCAAAACUUGCUGAGUCGAAGCUUUCCAGUUCAAAUACUGCAGGGAUGGCCUCGUUUU